This is a messenger RNA of Caenorhabditis briggsae, 162 nucleotides long. The transcript has a single exon. The record is from RefSeq and is a predicted model, not a curated record. The coding region runs from base 1 to 162 and encodes 53 amino acids. NCBI's taxonomy places the organism in Eukaryota, Metazoa, Nematoda, Chromadorea, Rhabditida, Rhabditidae.
AUGAACAAUAUCCGAGUGACCAUCGAAAAUCCUAGAGACGAGGUACUUCUCAGAGCUCGAAUCGCUCAGUUGGAAGAGAAGGUGAGGCAGGAGAGAGAGAGAGGGGAGAAGGUCAAGAUGGAGGGAAGAGCAAAAACAGAAGACACCGGAGAGCUGAAAUGA